AUGUUCGGGUGCGAUACGAUAAUCAACAGUGCUUCAAUGGCCAUGCCAGCCUUCAUGCUGUACUUUGGCGAUACAAAUGCCUCCGGUCUAUAUCUACCAUCCUCAUGGACCGCACUUUGGACAUCGAUGUCGGCACUUGCGCAAGCCCUUUCGGCGGCGGGGACAGGUGUCUUAGCGGAUCGCAUCGGACGAAAAUGGACAGGGAUCAUUGCAGGAUUGAUCGCCAUAGCUGGCGCUUCCGUUCAGUAUACCGCCGAAACGCGGGGCGCAUUACUUGGAGGCAAGAUUGUUGGGGGGCUGGGGAUCGGUAUGGCCAUGGCAUCCGGCAUGACCUAUGCCUCUGAGAUCGUACCUCCCAGUCUGGUUCCAGCUGUGCAGCAGGCAAUGGUCGUGUUUAUUCUGAUCAUGCAGGCUGUUGCUAUGGGUGUGAUUCGGAUUUUCGUCCCUGAUAUGGCGGAAAAGGCGUUCCGGACGGUCUUUGCUAUCCAGUGGGCUGUUGGAGGUCUUGUCACUAUUGCGUACGCGAUAGCACCUGAAUCUCCAGUCUACUGUAUCUUGAACAAAAAGCAGGAGCGUGCUAAGAAAUUGUUCAACUGGCUCUACCGAGACGAAGCUGAUCGCCAAGAGCGGUAUAGCCAUCUGUUGAAGACGAUUGAAGAGGAAAACUCACAGCGCGAGGCCGAACAGGCCAAAUACAUCGAAUGCUUUCAGGGAAUCAAUCUCAAGAGAACGGUGACAAUGAUGUUUCUCUUCGGUCUUGUCAAUCUGGGUGGUGCACCUUUCCUUUCACAGUCGAUUUACUUCCUUAUUUCCGUGGGCUUGCCCAGUGUCCAUGUAUUUGACAUUUCGAUUGGAGGGUUUGGACUUGCCAUAGUGCUCAUCGUUGCCAGUGGAUUUGUUCUCAAGAAUGUGCGGAGAAGGAAUACCCUCUUCUGGGGAUGCGUGGUCAACUUCACCUUCAAUUUGAUCGUGGGAGCUUUAUACUAUGCACAUGGGGCAGGCCCAAAGUGGGGCAUUGCCAUUCUGAUGAAUGUUCUCAUUUCGUUGCAGGCGAGUUUGAUGCAGGCACCCGGCUGGUCAAUUGCAGCCGAGAUCUCCAGCUACCGACUGCGCGCAAAGUCUAUGUCGCUCGGCAUGAUGGCUCAAACAUUCACGACCUGGUUGAUCACCUUUGUUGUACCAUACAUGUACAAUGUCGACUCGGGCAACUUGGGCGCGCGGACAGGCUUAGUGUUUGCCGGUGCCUCGGUAUUAUUAAUCUGGGGCACUUGGUCAAUUGUCCCUGACACGACUGGAUUAUCGACAGAGGACAUUGACGAACUAUAUGAGGCGAAAGUACCCGCGAGACAAUUUGCCAAGCAUAAACGGGCACUUCAAUCAGAAGAUUGA
Molecule: messenger RNA, 1389 nt
Organism: Penicillium salamii
Lineage: Eukaryota; Fungi; Ascomycota; Eurotiomycetes; Eurotiales; Aspergillaceae
Source: the annotation of a GenBank genome assembly